AUGUGUAUUGACUAUCGGCAGUUGAACAAAGUCACAAUCAAGAAUAAGUACCCUAUCCCCAGGAUUGAUGACUUGUUUGACCAAUUUCAGAGUGCUAGUCAUUUCUCAAAGAUAGACCUCAGAUCCGGUUAUCAUCAGCUUAGAGUCAGAGAUAGUGACAUCCCAAAAGCAGCCUUCAGAACUUGGUAUGGUCAUUAUGAAUUUGUAGUUAUGUCAUUUGGACUAACCAAUGCUCCUGCAACUUUCAUGGACUUGAUGAACAAAGUGUUCAAGCAAUAUUUGGACUUGUUUGUUAUCGCCUUUAUUGAUGAUAUUCUCAUUUACUCUAGGAAUGAGGAAGAACAUGCGAAUCAUUUGAGAGUUGUCCUGCAAACUCUUAAAGAUCGCUAG
Molecule: messenger RNA, 390 nt
Organism: Solanum tuberosum (potato)
Lineage: Eukaryota; Viridiplantae; Streptophyta; Magnoliopsida; Solanales; Solanaceae
Product: RNA-directed DNA polymerase homolog
Exons: 1
Coding region: 1-390 (129 amino acids)
Source: RefSeq, a predicted model, not a curated record